CAGACACGCCUAAAUUUGAAGCGGAAGCACGUUCGCAAAGUGGGUCCACUCGCUGUCAGUCUUCGCCACUGAAGUCGAAAAACGACCUUUGGCGGCACUAUUUGUGUUAUUAUUUUAGCGUUGGCUUCUUGCAACUAUUGUACGUAGCGUGUGUCAAAACUGGUAGAAAUUGUGAGACUUGGAAGUUCUCUCGACGCGAAAACGUCAAAGUCUAUUCCGUGUACGUCCCCAAACAACAACAUGGCGUUUUUGAAAAUGUUUGGGGUGAACGCCGUCUUUGUGACACCUUAACUCUACUUUCGACAUUAGCCGAAGUUAGCCCGCCGCUGUCCACCUCCGGAGCGCCGUCAAAACGGGAGCGGUCAGCGAGAAGGAUCCUGCCGGCUCAGCAUCCAGCUCGAGCGGCGUGAGGAUGGAGUUCGCCGCGGCCCAUCCAGCUCUCAAAGCCUUCAUGUGCGGCUCCCUCAGCGGCACAUGCUCCACGCUGCUCUUCCAGCCUCUGGAUCUGGUGAAGACACGGCUGCAGACCUUGCAGAACACCGCCAAGCCAGGUUCACCAAAAGUGGGCAUGUUUCGCGUUUUCAUCAACGUGAUAAGGACAGAAAGUGUCUUCAGCCUGUGGAAAGGAGUUUCCCCUUCGUUCGUCCGCUGCAUCCCCGGUGUGGGCAUAUACUUCAGCACCUUCUACUCGCUCAAGCAGCAUUUCUUCCUGGACCGGGCACCCAACGCCGGCGAGGCCGUGCUGCUGGGGGCCGGUGCCAGAGCGGUGGCCGGCGUCUGCAUGUUGCCGUUCACCGUCAUCAAAACGCGCUUUGAGAGUGGCUUUUACAACUACGUGAGCGUAACCGGCGCUCUGAGGAGCAUGUACAAGACGGAGGGCGUGAGAGCGCUGUUCUCCGGCUUCACCGCCACGCUGCUGCGCGACGCCCCCUUCUCCGGGAUCUACGUCAUGUUCUACAGCCAGGCCAAGAAGAUGCUGCCUGCAGAGGUGACGUCGUCAGUCUACAUGCCCUUGGUCAACUUCAGCUGCGGCGUGGUGGCGGGUGUCAUGGCGUCGCUGGUCACGCAGCCUGCGGAUGUGGUGAAGACGCACAUUCAAGUCAGCCCAUCACACUGGAGCACAACGGACGCUAUUCGCUACGUCUACGAGAAACACGGUCUCAGCGGCUUUUUCCGCGGGGCCAUACCUCGGUCCCUUCGCCGCACUCUGAUGGCCGCCAUGGCCUGGACUGUCUAUGAACAGCUGAUGGCUCGGAUGGGCCUCAAGUCCUGAAGACGGGGGCGAGACCUUCAGGAAUAUCAUCGAGCCUGUAGAGUGAGAGCGCUUGCGUGUGAGUGAGUGUGUGUCUGUGUGUGUGUGCGUUUGAUGCUAAAUUAUUGAUGCUAAACUAUUUGUGAAAAUGUGUACAAUAUCUGUGGGUGUGAGAUUUUGAACUUUGUCGUGCGUCAAUAUCUACAAUGUAGCAACACUUGACAGGCAGAACUGCACUGGAUUCUGCCAGAUUUCUUGAAGGAGCACACACUUGAGCAGGGUUUCUUACUCGCCAGUCAACCUCCCAAUAAGAAAAUUGGUUUAGUUUUAAAGCUCAGACAAUCACAAAUACUCAUAGAUGUAUUAAGGGGAAAAAAAUCUUGGCUUAUUGUUAUACUGCUCAAAUCUAUUCUUUAAAAGGUCACCAAAACUAAUAUUUUGUCAAACAACAUGCUAUGUGACUCGGAACAUCCUUAGACUCAUUCUAGGAUUUUUCUAUUUCUAUUUAAUAUAUUUUCUUUUUUCUUUUCAAAGGGCAAUAGCAGUGCAGUUUGUAUUUUGUUUCCCCUGCUGUUCAGUUUUACCUAAAUAGGGUUUACUGAGCUCAGUAUUGAAUUUGUAUUAUUAUUUUUUUUUUGCGGCUAUCAGAUAUUUUUAGUAUUGAUUUUUCUGUCAAUUAAUCGAAUAAUUGGAGAAUUUUUUUUAUUUUGCAUUAAAAUGUAUUGCAAAAUCUUUUGAUGACUGUUUAUUGUUUGUGUUGUUUAAUUAUUAAACAAAACCAAAUGAAGAACAAUUAACCAGUAUCACACUAAAGGGAGUGAUGUACUCGCUAAACUUUUUGACACUGUGAGCUGCUUCUUGGGUAGUUAGCCAUGCGAAGGGCUACUAGUUUGAUACACUUCUGAGGCUGCUUCAGGUUCAACUACAUUUCAAUUACAGCUUACACUACGGCUGCAAAUAAUUAUUUUCAUAAUAUAUUAAAUUAUAAUUUUUUAAAUAAAUUGAUAAGGAUUUAGUUACUGGUUUGGUCUGUACAUGUCAGGAAAUAGGGAAACAUUUUGAUCGUUGUUUUCCAAAGUAAAAGCAGAUGCUUGCAAAUGGCUUAUUUUGAUUAAACGCAAAGAUAACCAGCCAGAGUAUUUACUGUUAAGAGGCUGAAAUUGGAGGAUUUGGACUAUUUUAGGCAAAACAAAAGGUCUAAACGGUUAUUCGAUUAUCACAAAAAGUUUAAUUUGAUUGAUUCGAUUUAAUCGAUUAAUUGUUGCACCUCUAUUGUUCGCGCAUAAGGUGAAUUAAAGUGUUGCAGUCUUACCAUGUGUUGUAAAUGAGUUUCCUGUGCAGUAUUAAUGCUGAUCUUUUGUUAUGUAGAGACGAUUAGCGCUCCAGUUGACUGAUUUUAUGGCAUCAUGAUCCAAAAUGAAGACCUCCCUCCUCCGCUAACCUUGACAAACAUGUUCUCUGGUCUUCUGAACGUGAGCAUAAAUGUACUUACCACCACUUACUGGUUAAAAUCAACUGAAGGCUCUUUGCUGUACAUAUUUCUUAUAGAGAGGUGAUUUAUUGGUAUUUUGACGUCCAUGCAAACACUGCCAAAUACGUGUAUUGCCAGUACAUGUUUCUGCAGUUAGUAGCGACAUGGAGGCUGGCGAAACAGUGUCUUAAUCAUCCUUCAGUGUGGGCGUGUGACUGCAGUCAUUUGACAGUGCACUCCUGUCUCCGUCUAUGGUGAAUAUAUGAUCCUUGUUAUUGUACAUGGUCUGUGCAGUGUUGGUUCGGACAUUGUG
Messenger RNA from Phycodurus eques (leafy seadragon), 3036 nucleotides. Its product is annotated as mitochondrial glycine transporter B-like. Gene Ontology annotation, molecular function: glycine transmembrane transporter activity. Gene Ontology annotation, biological process: glycine import into mitochondrion. Gene Ontology annotation, cellular component: mitochondrial inner membrane; mitochondrion. The transcript has 8 exons. Bases 413 to 1273 code for a protein of 286 amino acids. NCBI's taxonomy places the organism in Eukaryota, Metazoa, Chordata, Actinopteri, Syngnathiformes, Syngnathidae. The record is from RefSeq and is a predicted model, not a curated record.